Messenger RNA from Clupea harengus (Atlantic herring), 2808 nucleotides. It is a transcript of the gene irf6, whose product is annotated as interferon regulatory factor 6. Gene Ontology annotation, cellular component: nucleus. Lineage: Eukaryota; Metazoa; Chordata; Actinopteri; Clupeiformes; Clupeidae. Gene Ontology annotation, biological process: regulation of transcription by RNA polymerase II; immune system process. The record is from RefSeq and is a predicted model, not a curated record. Gene Ontology annotation, molecular function: protein binding; DNA-binding transcription factor activity, RNA polymerase II-specific; RNA polymerase II cis-regulatory region sequence-specific DNA binding.
CAUGCCUACCUGAGUUUCGGGAAGGAAAGGAGGAAUACUGUGGCUUGUUGGCCGCUGUCACUUCGGUCACAGUGUUGCAACGCUACAAACACUUAGGAUUCAGCUCUUCGGGUUUAGAUUAAGCGUAAACAUUGGGAACGGCUAAAUUCCAACUAAAUAACCUACACAUUUUCAUGUUGGAGUGUACUUAGGACUAGUUACCGGAUUGAAAUAGAGUGCUUCCUGGUCUGCGACGACUUCAGAUCCAGCUUCACACCUGUUGUGAUGUGGUUUUCCUGAGCGCAGGUGGACAUGUCCGGUCAGCCACGGCGUGUGCGGCUGAAGCCCUGGCUUGUGGCCCAGGUGGACAGUGGCAACUACCCUGGUCUGGUGUGGCUGGACCGUGAGAUCAGACGCUUCCAGAUCCCCUGGAAGCAUGCCACCCGCCACACCCCCCAACAUGAGGAGGAGAACACCAUCUUUAAGGCCUGGGCGGUCGAGACCGGAAAGUUCCAGGAAGGCGUGGAUGAGCCGGACCCCGCCAAAUGGAAGGCACAGCUGCGGUGUGCCCUUAACAAAAGCCGUGAAUUCAACCUUAUCUACGAUGGCACCAAAGAGGUGCCCAUGAACCCACUCAAGAUCUACAAUGUCUGUGACAUUCCACAGCCUCUUAGCAACCCCGGUUCCACAGGCUCUGUGCCUUGGGAGGAUGAUGCUGAUGAAGAUGAGGAGGAUGUUGCAGACACCCCAGAACCCCCUCCACCCUACCCUAAACAGAAUGGCACAAGCUCCUCCCCCCUGUGUCCUCCCGUCUGGACGCCUCCAGGGUCCGUGUCCCCCAUGCAGCCGCCCAGUUGCCCCCCUUUCAAAGAGGAGCCGGUGGAGAUGGACGUGCAGCCCUCGCCCCUGAACAUGCACCCCCCUCCCAUAGCGAUGCCCCCGCCCUCUCUGCCUGACGCCAUGAUGUUUCAGACCCCGGAGACGUGGAUCAGCUCCCUGCCCAUGACUGACCUGGAGGUGUGUUUCCGCUACCGGGGCAAAGAGGUGUGCCCAACCUUCACUGUGAGCAACCCGCUGGGCUGCCGCCUCUUCUACGGUGACCUGGGCCCCAUGGUGAACCAGGAGGAGCUGUUCGGGCCUGUGAGCCUGGAGCAGCUGCGCUUCCCCGCCAGUGAACACAUCACCAACGAGAAGCAGCGGCUCUUCACCAGUCGCCUGCUCGACGUCAUGGACCGCGGCCUCAUCCUGGAGGUCAGCGGCCACGACAUCUACGCCGUGCGCCUCUGCCAGUGCAAGGUGUACUGGUCGGGGCCGUGCGCGCCCAACCCCGCCGCGCCCAACCUCAUUGAGCGCCAGCGCAAGGUCAAGCUCUUCUGCCUGGAGUCCUUCCUCGGUGGUGUGAUUGCCCACCAGCGGGGCAUAUCUGCCAGCCCGCCAUGUUUUGACAUCAACCUGUGUUUUGGAGAGGAGUGGCCUGAUGGCAGACCAAAUGAGAGGAAGCUGAUCAUGGUGCAGAUUGUUCCAGUGGUGGCGCGCAUGAUCAGCGAGAUGUUCUCUGGGGACAGCACUCGCUCCUUUGACAGUGGCAGCGUGCGCCUGCAGAUAUCCAUCCCCGACAUCAAGGACAACAUCGUGUCGCACCUCAAGCAGCUCUACAGCCUGCUGCAGACCCACCAGCCCCCCGGGGAGGGCUGGACAAUGUCCCCUGGAAGCGGCAUGCAGCUCCCCCCCACUCUGCAGGCCCAGUAGGACCCAGUAGACCCACCUACACACACACACACACACACACACACACACACACGCACACGUGUACACACCACCCCAAUGUAAACACAGACAAAGUAGGGUGCGUUCUACUGAGUGCCUUGUGUCAUAAGAUGUCAGCACUGUGAGACUGUGGUCUGCUUUGAAAAGAGUACUUUGAUUUGUGAAAUAGGAUUCUCUACAGUGACUGUUCUCUAUUAGCAAUGCUAUGCUUCCGUUAGCUUGAACAUCUCAUGCAUAUUGGGGGCCCCAUUUGUGUAUUGUGACUAAGCUGAUUUCAGCUUUUUUUUUAAGACAGAGAAAUGUGGUUGUGGAAGUCUGCAGCAGAGCUAGUUGCCUUAUAAUCUAGUGCAGCGCUAGAAAGCAUCAAGGGUCAAAGUCCUGCAUAUUACGAGGUCACUUUUUAAACUGUAAAUCAUUUACCAUCCCUGGUGUCCAUUCGGGUGCAUUUAGCCGUGAGAUUCCAGUGACCUUUACCUUUCACACUGAAUCUUGAUCUAAUACUCGAAUGCCAGAUAUGCCGCGUAUAAACCAGUAUCUUCACUUUUAGUCAUUGGUGUUUGCCUUGCAGGCCGAACUCUGGGUGACGACAGAGAAAGUAGACUAAUAGCUUUUUAAUAUAUAUUUCUCUCUGGAGAUGUGUCACUCUGGUCCUUUUAAGUGAACUGGAGAUGUACAGAGCUUUUUCUUUAUUUCUUGUGUGCAAUUUUAUCCUUGUGCUGGUUAUGUGGAGCACAACCCUGAUGGGCAUAGCAAAGUCUCGUAAAUUAACGCUCUAAAGCUGUUUAUGGGAAUUGUAAAACUAGUUUCCAUUUUAUACUUCAAGUGACAAGUCUGAUGGUUAAUUUGUAGAAUAAUUGUUUUCAUUGAUGGGAAACUGAUGAUAAUUGUAAAAAAAAAAACUUGUGUUAAUGUAAUCUGAACAAACAGAAUGAAUAGUAAGCAUAGAUUAUUGGGAUAACUGCACUUUUUAAAUGUUUUUGCUAGUUGUGAAUCCACAGCUUUUAUUACGUAACUGUAUGUACCUGAUCACUUUUAUCAAAUAAAAACUAGCAGAGGAAAAGA